Henningerozyma blattae CBS 6284 is the source of this 1989-nucleotide messenger RNA. RefSeq names its product Rim20p (gene RIM20). Lineage: Eukaryota; Fungi; Ascomycota; Saccharomycetes; Saccharomycetales; Saccharomycetaceae. Gene Ontology annotation, molecular function: protein binding. Gene Ontology annotation, cellular component: endosome. The coding region runs from base 1 to 1989 and encodes 662 amino acids. The transcript has a single exon. The record is from RefSeq and is a predicted model, not a curated record.
AUGGCAGAGUUCUUAAGGAUUCCCCUGAAUGAAAAAAUAUACAAGAAUGAUCUAAAAGACCAGUUAUUUAAUGUACUUAGUAGUUCAGUUCAACGAAACCCUCAAAAAUUAGAUAAUGAUAUAAAUUCAUUUGUAAAUGUUGAACGUACUUUAGAGAAUUUAACUAUUUCAAAUAACAGUUUAAAUGCAUUGAAAUUAUAUUAUGUUCAACUAUCAAACUUAGAGAAUGUUGUCCCUGACGAUAAAAUUCAAUUCAAUUGGAGAUUAGCGCUACCUAGCUUAGAAUUGGAUGCUUCUUUUGAAUCUUUACUUCUGGAGAAAUGUCUUAUUUUGUAUAAUAUUGGCGCAAUAUAUAUGGGACUUGGAGUUGAUUCAUAUGUUGUAGAAAUUCCAGUAGUAAAGGAAGUUUGUCAAUAUUUCCAGGCUGCAGCUGGUUGUUUUUCGCAAAUAUUAGAAAAUAUAAAAGAAUUGAGACACAAUCAUAAUAUAUUUAAUCCCUCGUUCUUGAAAUGCUUAAUAAAUUUGGCCCUCGCUGAAGCCCAAGAAUGUUCAUGGUUUAUAUCUAAACAAUGUGGGCAUUCAGAUUCUGUUUUAUCCAAGUUAUCAUAUCAAAUUGCAUUAUAUUAUGAAGAAGCAUUACGAGAAUAUAUUCUAAUGAAUUUCAAAGAAAACUGGAUCAAAGAUAUUGAUGAUUAUCUACAAUUUAAAACAAAUUAUUUUGUUGCGGCUGCAACGUAUAGAAAAGGAAUUUAUUUAUCUUCAAAAAAUAAAUUUGGUUUAGCCAUUGCAAAUUUAAAAUAUACGGAAUAUCUUCUAAAUAAAAUUAAAAAGACUCGACAUAGAGAGAAAAUUAUUAAUUUUCAAACAACUAGCAAUGAUAGAUUAAAUAAUGAAUUGAGAGAUAAUGAAUCUUUGCAUUUACAAGAGAUACCAACUCUACAGAGUCCAAAUAUCAAUCCUGCUAAUAUGGUAUCUCCACAAUAUGUAGGUACUAUUAUUCAAAAAGAUUUAAUAAAGGGUGAUAUAAAUACAUUUACUGACCUGAUACCCAUAUCUGUUAUAGAAUCAUCCAAUGCAUACAGAGAAAAACAAGAAAAAUAUGUUAAUGAGGAAUUGAUAAAACCAUUGAAAGAAAUUAAAAAUAAUUUGGAAAUUUUUGUUAAUACUGAUAUUCAGUUACAUUUAGCAAGAACAAUCCAACAAUCAGAGGUAGCCUCAUGUAAAGAAUCAUUUAAAGAAAUGUCUCAAUUAGAAACAAACACUAAAUCUAUAAUAGAUCGAUUAAUAUCUUCAUUUACAAAAGAACAAGAAAUAAAUGAAAAGUACGAGAAUAAGUAUGGUUAUUUAAAUUGGAAUAACUUAUCUCAUUCGCCAGAAAAUGAUUAUAUUCGAGAAAAAAUUUCAUUUGUCAACGAAUAUAUUAAAGAGGGACAAUUAGUUACGCAACAAACUAAGCAAUUGUAUAAAUCUCUAGAUUUGCGAACAAUUUUGGAACCAACUACUGGUAGCAAAGAAUUUGUACUUUUAUUUCAAAGAUUUACUAUGAUAAACAAUUACAGAUCCACUUUUUUACGUAAUAUAAAAUUAAAAUCAGAAAAUAACCCUAUAUUACCAAAAUUGAUUAAGACUUAUAGCACAGAAGGAAUAUCUUUAUUUCCACAAGUGUUUAAUGAUCAUUUAAAAUUAUUUGAGAAUGAUCGUAAAGAAAUAUUGGACGAGGAGGUGAAAAAUAUAGAAUAUAAGCAUCAUUUACAAAAACUUGAGCCCCAGACUACACAGAUUACAAAAUCCAUAUUAGAUUCUAACCCUGAACGCUAUAAGGCUAUUGAACAGUUUGCAAAUGUAAAACUUAAUAUUAUGCAUGGAAUUAAGUUUUAUGAAGAUUUACUUAUGUCUGUAAAUGAUUUACAAGAUCGUAUCAAUGUAUUCUUGAAUCAGAAUAAAAACAAAAGAACACAGGAGGCAACCCGAUUGGGUAUUGUCUUGUGA